Penicillium odoratum is the source of this 3951-nucleotide messenger RNA. RefSeq names its product WD repeat protein. The record is from RefSeq and is a predicted model, not a curated record. Lineage: Eukaryota; Fungi; Ascomycota; Eurotiomycetes; Eurotiales; Aspergillaceae. Gene Ontology annotation, biological process: positive regulation of TOR signaling. Gene Ontology annotation, molecular function: protein binding. The coding region runs from base 1 to 3951 and encodes 1316 amino acids. The transcript is spliced from 2 exons.
AUGUCAGACCUGUCAGGGUCACGCUACCCGCCCCCUCCCCCGCCACCUCCGCAAAGGUACUCGCGUGCUGCUAACGCCCUCGCCCGGUUCGCGCCGUUCUUCGGGUCGAGACCCCCAAGUCCGCAGAAUAGUCGGGUGGAUGGUCCUCGGCCGAUCAGGUCCAAAUCACUUCCAGGUGAACCUCAGACCGUCACCCAUCGAACUGGCAUACCCAUUGUCGCUCUCGAUAUCUCUCCCCAACGGACUCAUGCUGUGAUCGGCGGUAAAGAUAUCCUCAAAACCAUCCGUGUCUCGCCUGACCACUCGUCGGAGGAAUUUAAUAUUCGCAAUGCAGUCGUGAGCUAUGCAUCCACUCACCAUGAUGCGGGCGUGUCCAUGCCGCAUAAGGACCAGUUGAAUGUAAAGGAUGUAAAGUGGUCACAUGGCAAUUACGACCGGAUAAUCGCCACGGCCGUCGCCAAUGGUCGGAUUGUCGUUUACGACCUGCAGCGGCCCGGCCUCCAAUUAUGUCGCUUCCAGGGCCACAACCGUCAGGUUCACAGACUUGCCUUCAACCCUCACCUCGCCUCUUGGCUGCUGUCCGGCAGCCAGGAUGGGACCAUCCGCAUGUGGGAUCUGCGAUCUGCUUCUACGAAUCGCGGUCUUUCCACGUGCGGCAGCAAGCAUAUCUACCAGGGCAAUAGUGAUGCCAUCCGGGACGUCCGGUGGUCCCCCAGCGAUGGGGUCGUGUUUGCGACCGCCUCGGACAGCGGCGCCAUCCAGAUGUGGGAUUCGCGAAAGACCACCGCCCCGCUGAUGCGCAUUGCGGCUCACGAUCGUCCGUGUUUCGCCGUUGACUGGCACCCGGACGGGAAGCAUAUCGUCAGCGGAGGCACGGACCGACAGGUCAAGGUCUGGGAUUUCUCUUCUUCUGCAGAGCGACGGCAGAAACCUGCGUUCCAGUUCCGAACUCCCCAGCCCGUAACAAAUGUGCGCUGGCGCCCUCCAUCGUGGGUCGGCGACUCCCCGGGCUCGGGGGAGUGGCAAUCCUCCCAGGUUGUCACCUCUUACGACAAGGAGGACCCGCGUAUUCAUCUGUGGGAUCUGCGCCGGCCGCAUGUCCCGUUCCGGGAGUUUGAUCGGUAUGACACCCCGGCAAGUGACCUGCUCUGGCACUCGAAAGACUUAUUGUGGACUGUCGGUGAGGUCGGGGCGUUCACUCAAACUGAUCUUCGCUAUGCACCUACGGUGGUCACUCGGCGGCCGACUUGCUCGGUCGCCUGGAGUCCCAAUGGUGCGUUCGUUGCAUUUGGCCAAAAGCGUCCUCGGCGCCGAGGUCUUGGUGUCAAUGCCCCUCAAUUUCUUCAGGUUGAGGAGGACGCCGCCAGCACUGGGGAGCGGUCAUUAAGCCAAAGUCCGGCAGAUGACAUGCUUGAUGAUGAAGCUCUAGCUUCCUCACUUCGGCAUCGGCAGACCAAGUCCAACGCCGUUCGUGCGUCAAAGUCCCUAAGUAGCACGCCACCAGGGCCUGUGGACAUUAUCCCUAUUUUACCCCUGGACCAAGCUUUGGCCAAAAUUACCACCCCAGCUCCCGAGCAGCUUGGGGCAAUUGGACGCAUCCCUGGUGCAACGAAUGAUGAAUCACAAUUUCGAUUUUUGGCGCGUCACUAUUCACCUCUGAUAAACGAAUCUGAUCGCCAGAAAACCCAUAUCGAUGCUCUCAAUUCCUUGAUGAACUCGCUAGACCAGAAUGCCGAGAGUGCAGAUGACAUCUCCAUGCCCAAGCUAGCCCAGACAUGGCGCAUCGUGAAAUUCUCCAUCACCCAAGAGCUUCAGCGCAGGUCGCGGGAGCAGCCAUCCAAAAGUGGCAUAAAGGGGAAGUCAUCUAAGGAUGGCUUGUUGGGCGAAAAGUCGCGAACCGAUGACAAUCGCCAGGGGAAGGUAAAAAGUCGGCUGUUCAAAGGGGUCAUGGAGACAGAAAGCCAGAGAGUAGGGCCGGAGGAGAGCACUUCCAACAUGACAACGCCACUGGCACGGCCAUUGCCCGACUCCCCACGAAUGGAAUCGUGGAGUAGCGAUUCCCAGAUCCCCUCGUUGGAUGAGAACGCUAUCGAUCUUGAUCCCCUGCCUCCAUCAGUGUUGAGUUCGCAUAAUGGCUGGAGUAUGCCAGAGCGUAGUAUUGGUCCCACGGACCUUUCGCCUUUGCCGCAAGGUCAGUCGGUGUCGAGUGAGGAUAUAAAUACGACGGGUAUUGUAUUUGAUCGUCUACGUGACCCGACGUUGGAUACGGACAGCGACCAACGAUCUGCACCCAGGGCAAUCGCUGGGAGGGUAGACUGGCGUACUCGCAACCAUCCAGACUUUCCUCGCGAAGCCUCGGAAGACGAUUAUGACCAGCAGAUGGAGGACAAGCGAGCUGCCAUUCGAGACUACAAGCAAUUUCCCAAGAAAGUUCUAACCCUGGAUUCUCAAAUGGAAUCCAAUCGUCCUCCUGCGCCCGAGCGGUACCAGCGACACGAUUCUUCAGAGAGUUUCCCUAUGUUCUCUGCAUCCACCGACAGUUCUCACCCUUCAAAAUCGAUUGGUGCCUCCUACUCAUCCAAUAGUCGAUUCCCAGAGCGGCGACCGUCCGAUGCUGACCAAGCUGGGUCUUAUGGGCGAUUAAGUGUGUCAGGCAGGAGGGAAUCCAUCUUGGAACCGUCACCGCAAGAGCUGGAUGAAGAUCUUAAAUUUGAUGAUUCUGCCGAAGCCAAUCAAGUUCAUCUUCAGCGACCUUCCAGUCCUCCGGUCUUACUGACCGAAUCCACUCCUCUAGAACGCCCAGACUCAAUGGACCAACUCCAGUCUUACAAUGCGGUGUCAGUAGAUGUUUCAGCCUAUCCAAUGAUGGCAGGAAUCUAUGAAGACCUCUCCCAGGUCAGAAUCCCCUUAGCUGCUGAUACAGCCGAACCGAAGCCAUGGAGCAUUGAAGCCAUUUUGAAGGAGGCGGUCCGAUACUACCACAGCAGCAAUAGCUCCGUCGAUAUCCAGACUGCAGCACAUUUGCUUCAGAAACUCCAUGUCCUCUUUCAAGACUGUGAGGAGAUUCUUCCCCGUGAGGAGAGCGAAAUGAUCUUCAAGACCUACAACGAAUAUUUAAUUCGGCAUUCCAUGGACUUGGAGGCUGCAGAGCUCCGUCUAUCCUGCGUGCCCACCUACCCUGCAGUCUACGACUACGCCCAGGUCGACACCUACAUCAAUGUAUUCUGCUAUACCUGCCAAAAACCAUACGAGAAUGCCAAACGUGACAACACCCGUUGCGACCGCUGCAGCACUCCUCAAGCACCGUGCUCCAUUUGUAUGAGCAUCGACCCGCCCGCUGAAUGGGUCGCUGCACAAAAAGACCCGCACUCAACCUCGUUUGGUUCCGCAAGCCCUGAAUCUGAAACCACCUCACACGCCUCCCUAGUCCCAACGGAGAUAGCCCCGAGUUUCGAGCUAUAUCAAUUUGACUCCUUUGCCGCACCCCGACCAAAAGGCUCUUCCCUCUGGACCUGGUGCCAAGGGUGUGGCCACGGCGGCCAUGUCGCCUGCAUCACAACCUGGCUGAACGAUAUAUCCAUCAGCGAAGGCGGCUGUGCUACUCCCGGGUGCUCGCACGACUGCGGUCCAGGUCCGCGGCGCGACUCCAACCGCCACGAACUACUGGCUGAGUCGAAGCGACGCGACUCUGCCAGUCGUUCUUCGGGCGUUGGUGUUGUGAAACGUGAUCCAUGGACAAAGGGGGAAAGUAAAGCCGUUGAGAAAGUCCGUGGUAUGCUUGGUGCUGCCGGCGUUGUUGCUACUACAGGUGGGACUAUCUCUACUGGUUCUUCAGGCCAGCCUGUCUCUUCUGGAGCUGUUUCUCCUAAGAGGGUGAGGUUGGUUACACCGGGCGAGCAGGGUCUGCGGAGGGGUCCUUCUAACCGGUCCAGCGCUGCGCCUUCGGAAUAG